AUGAAGAAGAUAAACUAUCAUAAUUGGAAGGUAUUUUUAACAAUAUUCCAAAUUUAUAUUUUUAACUUUAGAANAGAAACUCGGUUAAUUGAAAUUAAGAGAUGCUCAAGUAUUUGGAAACAUAAUGCUAAAAUAAUAUUUCAAGCUUUUAUAUAUCUUUUAAGUGUUCUAGAACUUAUCUUUACAUUAAUUUACCGCUUACAUAAUAACUUUACUGAUGAUACUAUAUACUAUGAGUUCUGUUAUAAUUUAUCUAUAAUUUCAUGUGUUUUAAUUCAUAGUUUAGCUUGGAUGUAUACAUAUCAUUUCAAAAAAGUUGUUUAAAAUAGUUUUUUUGCUGAAAUUGCUAAUUAUAUAUAUUAUAUGUUUAUGGGAUUCUUAAGUUAUUUUAAAUUAGCUCCAUUUAUUAUUUAUUACAACAGAGAUUAAUCUAUUAGAUAGUUCUCAUUCAGUGAAAUUAAUAAAUACUAAAAAUUGAGUUUCGAAGAUAAAAAAAGAAAUCCAAGUAGGCUUUUCAAAGAUAGAAAAAAACCUGUCAAUAUCUUUAGGGAUUUUAUAUUCCAUAGAGUUGCUCUUCUCUCAAUGAUGAUAACUAUGUCUAUUUAAACAAUACCUUAACUCUUUAUCUAAGGUUUUUUUAAUACAGAAAAAGGAUCAUGGGAUGGAUUUAAUGUGUUUUGUAUUCUAUUAUUAGCUACUAAUUUAAUCUACUACUUUUUUGAAUUAUAAUUUAUUGUAUUCACUACAAACGAUAGAUAAAUGUAAACAGACCUAAUAUUUAGAGACAGAAAAAUCAAGUUAAAGUUCAUUUAAGAAACAAAACAAUUAUUAAAAUCUAAUUCAAUUAAUAUGUCAUUUUGUUAUUCUUAUUAUUUUCAUAUCGAUCCAAGUAAUUUCAGUCAUUAUUAAAAGAAAAGAUGCAUGAUAUAAAUAAUAAGUUACUUAUUAAGGUAUAAAGAAUAUAAAAACCUUGAAUUUCAUUUUAUUGAUGAAUAUGAUGAUGUUACAUUAUAAUAUUUAGCUAAUUUCUUUAAAUUGAUUCAAGUAGAAUAAAUAAGUCUUUUAUAUAAUGAAGAAGAUAAACUAUCAUAAUUGGAAGGUAUUUUUAACAAUAUUCCAAAUUUAUAUUUUUAACUUUAGAACAAUGAAAAUCUUGAGGAUCUUUGGUUUGAAGAUAAUAUUGAUAUUGAAAAGGAGAGAAUCCAAUAAUUUUAAAUAAUUGAGAAUACAAAAAUAAAUGCUGGGAUGUCAGCAUUAAAACAUAAUUAAUUUUUUAAUAAUGGCUACAUCUAAAUUUCUGAAGAAUUUUCAACUCUAAUUCAAGUCGAACCAUAAGAACAUUAAGAAGAUAUUCAUAGAAUCAUUAAUGAAGCAAGAACUCAUAUCGAUAAUAUAACGAAAAGAGAGAUUUUUGCAGAGUCUGUUUGUAAAAAUUUUUUUUUGUUAUUCUUGUAUGAUUUUUAUCAAUGUAUUUUGAAAUGUUAGGAAAGUUGUGAUACAUUUACGAUAAUUACUUAAGAUUCUAUGAAUGCAUUGUUAUAAAUUUUGUCUCUGAUCUAUUUGACUCUAGAAUAUGAUAUAUUUAAAUCUGCCUUAAUUGCUUUAACUAUAUUUAAUGUAAUAUUCUAGCCAUUUACAUUUGCAUUAUUUUAGCAGCGUGUAUUUAAGACUUUUUCAAAAUUUAGAAAAUUUUCUUAUAUUCUGUUGUAUACAAUAUUAAAUACUGUAAAGAUGUAGGAAACCAUAUGGAGUUGUUUUGAUUGCCAAGAAAACCUAAUAGAAACAUAUAAAAGAAGAGAAUUUAGUAUUAAAGCUUACACAAAGUUCAAUAGUUAUGCCUCAAAAUUUUAAGGCAAUAUAGUAUCAGCAUUUUAGUUCUACAAUAAAUAUAAUGAUGAAGACUUUCUCCUGAGAUUAAGAAAAAAUUAACCAUUUCAUAUGGCUUUGAUGUGGAGAGCAAAUGUAUAAGACACUUUGAAUAGGAUUCCUUAGUUAUUUAUAUAUAUUUUAUCAUUGUCAUAUAACCAAUCGAAUGAAAUAUGGACUUUUGCUUUCAUUUAACAAAUACAAUUAAGUUGUUAUGCAAUAUUAGAUUUACUAGAUAUAACAAUUAAAGACUUUUUUAUUCCAGCUUUAAUUUUAAGCACAUCUUCAGUUAAUUAAUUCUUAGAAUCUAUUUAAUAUUUAAGCAAAAUAUCAAAUCAAAUAUUAUUGGAAUAUCCUAAAUCUUUCUCAAUUAUGUCAAAAGUAAAUGAAUAUUAUUUAAAAGAAAGAUGCGUAUUUAAAAUUAAUUUGAAAACAUUAAAUUUUUCUAAUUAUUCUGGCUUAAGAAAAUAGAAGAAGUUAGCUUAGUUUAGGUAUGUGUUUGCUUGUAUAACAAAUAUUUUAGAAAUUGAUUAGGCAUAGAGAUUGUUAUGUAUGGGAAGUGAAUUAAAUGAUUUAAUAAGGUGUUUAAAAGUAAGCCCAAUCUAUUAAUUAAAAUUGAAUUAUUAUUUAGAUGAAGUAAAUCCAAUCCAUAUUCCUCUUAAUAAUGUAAUUCUUAAAAAUUUUCCAAAAAAAUUAUUUUUCUUACAACUCCAAGUAGAAGCUACAAAUGAACAUUAAAUGGAAUUUUGUGUUGAAAGAACAGAAACUCUAAUAGCUUUUUCAUACUCAUAUUUCUAAAUAAUACAAUAAUAUAGAAAUAAUCCCUCUUAAGUAGGAAUAGAAAUCAAUUUAAAUAUAAAUGACAAAUUUUUAAAAUUAGAUAGAUAUAAUUUUGAGUAUUUUUAUUUUGAUGUUUCUGGUAAUGUUAUUCUAAAUAAUUGUGAAUAACUAUUUGCAAAAUUCAUUUAUUUGAAACUUUUUAAGGCAACAAUUAUUAAUAAAGCAGCUAUUUAAACUUUUUAAUUUUCUAGUAAUUUAAAAAGUAAGUAAUUGGAAACUCUUUAUCUUUAAUUUGAAAAUAUUAAAUUAGAUUUUUAAGAAUAUGAUUUUAGAAAUUUUUGUUAUUUAAAAAUGAUUUUAAUAAAUUGCGAGUUUAAUAAAGAUCAAUUAAGGGAAAAAUUAGAAACUCUUAAUGAAUAAACAACUGAAAUUUAUAUAGAUAUGUCUUAAUGUUUGUAACGCUUUACAAGAGAUGAAUAGAGAGACCUAAUUAAAAGAUUAGAGCAAUAAGGGACAGAUGUUGUCAUCAAAAUUUGA
Molecule: messenger RNA, 3183 nt
Organism: Paramecium pentaurelia
Lineage: Eukaryota; Ciliophora; Oligohymenophorea; Peniculida; Parameciidae
Source: the annotation of a GenBank genome assembly